Messenger RNA from Colias croceus (clouded yellow), 1496 nucleotides. Its product is annotated as zinc finger protein 558-like. Bases 127 to 1329 code for a protein of 400 amino acids. Gene Ontology annotation, molecular function: DNA-binding transcription factor activity, RNA polymerase II-specific; RNA polymerase II transcription regulatory region sequence-specific DNA binding. The record is from RefSeq and is a predicted model, not a curated record. Gene Ontology annotation, cellular component: nucleus. The transcript is spliced from 4 exons. Gene Ontology annotation, biological process: regulation of transcription by RNA polymerase II. Lineage: Eukaryota; Metazoa; Arthropoda; Insecta; Lepidoptera; Pieridae.
UUGAAACAUUUGAAAUCUAUAUUACCCGAUAUUACCACAUAUACCUAUGAAACGAAAAAGAUACCCCUUGAAAACAAUAUCACAGUAUCUACAACUUACGGUGAAGAAAAUAUUACAUAUUCAAAAAUGUUUUCAGAUUUAGGAGUAUCUUCAGAAACAUUGCUACCACAGAUGCUAUGUGAAAACUGUGCAUUGUCAACUGUUAAGAGUUAUGUAUUUUUUAAGCUUUACCAAUACUCAACAGAAAGAUGGAGCGAAAUUCUAAACAUUGUCAACGAUAAUCUAGAUAAAUCUAGUAGCCAAAAGCAGGAUGUUCAAAGUAUAUUUCUAGUUAUAAACAAAUCAGAAAAUAUUCUGUUUCAAAGUCGCUCACAAUGUGUUAAGAAGACUAAGAAAGAAGCAUUAAUCAAAUUCAGGGGUAUCGUAAAUAGGCAUAGAUCAUUAAAGAAAAAAGAAACAACAUUAAAUGUGGCUUGUUCAUUCUGUAAUGAAACUUUUAGCAACCUUAUACUACUGAUGAAACAUAUGAAGCAGCAUAACAGGUUUUCCCAUCCCUGUACACAAUGUCCAAAGAAGUUUUCAAAUGCCUUUCUAUUGAAGGAACACAAGGAACGGAUUCACAAUCCAAAAUUGUUAAAAUGCAGCUAUUGCACUGAGAAAUUCAGCACACAAAGACAACUAAAAUUACAUUUGCGAUUCUACCAUGUCGAAGUUUCAUGUAAUAUAUGCCUUUUUAAAUUCAAAUCAAGGAAAGAACUGAGGACCCAUUUGAAUAACCAUAGCCUCCUGGAAUGUGAGAUGUGUCAAAAGAAAUUUAGAAAUAGACAAACCUAUAAGCGACAUAUAAAAACUUGUAACAAAGAUAAUCAGCUACAAUUUAUAUGUGAUAUAUGUAACAAGGUUUAUUCACAUAAGAGUACACUCAGGACUCACAUAGCGACCGAUCAUGACUUUGGUGAGGUGCUGAUGUGUGAAUGGUGUAACAAGAAAUUUGAUGCGUUGAGUAAGCUUAAGAGUCAUGCGUUAAAGCAUACAAAAGAAAAGAAUUUCCAAUGCCACACUUGCGGAGGUAAAUUUGUGUCAAAACCAGCAUUACUAUACCAUACAAGAUUGCACACUGGAGAAACACCUUACCCUUGUGAUCUAUGCGGUCAGAGCUUCCUGUCAGCUUCGAGAAGAAUGGCACACAAGAAAAGAAAACAUUUUGGGCCCACUGAAGAAUGUCAUAUAUGCAAUACAAAGUUUUUCACAGGAUUUCAGUUACGCAAACACAUUCAGAGACAUUCUAAUCCACAUAGCAAGCUUUAUGUUGCUAAUGAUGAAGAGUGAUAAUUUUAUUUGCUGACAAUAUAAUUUGUUCCCAUUGUUAUUUAACAUUCCUGCCUGUUAUGCAAUUCCUGUAUUACUAAUUUACUAGUCUACAUUAGAAAAUAUGUAAUUUUAUCAUUUAUAUGUAUUGGAAUUUAUACAGUAAAUUAUAUUAAGUGUAAAAAAUA